CCCAUGUAAUGAUGCAUAAUGAGGUGGGACUGUAUGGAGACUUAACAAUGUGGGACGGAAACAAACCAUGAGCCCUGCGUUAAAAUGAUCCCCUAACUGAAAAAGUUAAGGCAGAAGUUAAAUAAACGCUAGUUAAAUAAUAAUACUUCGAGUAAUAUCCCAAUAAAAAGAAAAGAUAAAAAAAAAGUCCUACCUAUCUAUUCUAGCAUUGGAAAAUGAUUAACUACUUGAAUUGUCGCUGUCCUUCCCUCCCUCUUUUCUCUCGCCCUUCCCCUUUCAUUCACCAACCUUAGUCUAUCGUUUUAUUUUUUAUUUUCUUUCUAGGUACUUAAAUAUUACGAGGGAAUGAUUGUUUCCAUAAUAUGAUCCCUUUGUCAACAUCAUCGUCGUCACAGUCGUUAUUGUGGGCUUGACAUUUGAUAGAAACGCCUAUAUGUGUCGGCGUUAACUAAUCCCACUAUACGCUAGAAAGGAUUGCAUCGUUACUUCGACGGCGUUGGAAUACCACAUUUUCUACAUACCUUAGGUAGGUUUGUAGAAUUAUACGAUCCAAUUGUAUAUCCUACCGGUAUUUUAUCUUAGCAACACCACAAUCAGUCUCGGUAUCCUCGGGCGCGUUUCGCACGAGUCGCAGACAAAAAUGAAACGUGAAGAAGACGUCGAGUCGCAGGCUCAGCUGCUUUCCAAGGAGGGUCAAUCACCAUCGAGCGAGGAAUUCGACUAUAACGAACCCGAAUACAAUCAGCAAAACCAGCCAUCACGCGGGAGACUUCGCAUAGAGCAAAACACAUUAUGGCGCCGUAUCCAGUCCUUCGCUGUACCUGCUUGGGCACCUUUUCGAAAGUUUAGCCCCAAGUACUAUAUCUUCGCCAUCGUCGUCUCCUUACUCAUCACCCUGUUCAUAUUCAACCCCUAUUCCCCGACAAUACCUACCCAGCACCAGACCGACGUUGACGUGUCACCCACAACGUCAACCACCAGUACUGUAUCCCCAGCUGAAGCCUCAACCCCAGAAUCCAAGCCGCCGAAGCUCGCGCCUAACGACAAGUACUGCACCACGUGGCCUGUAGGCGAGAAUGGCGAGUAUAAGUCCAAGGGAACCGACCGAACCAACAAGAUCAAGACAGAUAGCAUCGCUCCUAAAGGUGGAUGGAAAAAACCUGCAGGUAUCAAGGUUAUCGGUAUGGUCUUCUACGGCCGCAAGAGAUAUGUGGACAUCUUGGAUUGUUAUCUCCAGCAGAAUCUGGCGUCGAAUGGCGGUUAUUUUGAUGAGGUAUGGUUUAUGGCCCACACUAAGGACAAGGAUGACGUCGACUGGAUAGAAGAUCUGGUUAAGAAGACACCUGGUUAUAAGGUUGUCGGUAAGGGAAAAUGCGAAGGUGAAAGUUAUAAGUGCUUGUGGACCUAUGCCGUAGAAGACAAAACCAUCUAUGUCAAGAUAGAUGACGAUAUCGUUUAUAUCCACCCUGACGCCAUCCCCCAGCUCGUCCAUACCCGCAUCGCCUUACCUCACCCGUAUGCCAUCUCGUCGAAUUUGGUUAACAGUCCCGUUACGGGAAUGGAACAAUACCACUACGGGGCGAUUCACCCUUUCCUCCCGGAUCCGAGCAGCACACCUUCGUCUCACGCUGUCGAGACAUGGCGCCCAUCCGAGAUGAAGAAGUACCCCAAGGACCAAUUAGUGGACGAGUAUAAAGUCAUGGACAUGGAGCCGCCAUACCGUGGCCACCCUUGGCUCCUUAUAUCCGACGAUAACUACGACCUAUUAAAGACACCGAUGGGCAAAUAUGAUCAGAACCGCGGUCCUGACCCAAUUGCAUUCGGCUUGGCGUGGAAGUCAUGGGCUAUUGGUGCGCAACAGCAAUAUUCACUCCUGUAUAACCUGGAGCAGAACAAGAUGCAACGCUAUUUCUUUGGUCGAAAUAUUCAAUACCCAGAGAACGCUUUGGGUCCUAAUGCUUCCGCGGUAGUCCUUCCCAAGGGAGGCGGUCCCGGUGGUGAGCAGGUGUAUGACACAGGAUAUAACCGAUACAACUUGAACUUUUGUGCCGUGUGGGGAUCUGACAUCAGGGACCAACUACCCAUCAAAGACGAUGACGAGCAAGAUAUAACUUCAAACAUCCCAAGGCGCAUUGGGCGACCAUUUGUCAUCGAUACUCGCUCUGUGGUAGGCCACUUCAGCUUCUUUACCCAGAAGGAAGGCAUCAACAAGAGCGAUCUUCUGGAUCGAUGGCGGGCUUUCGCGAAUGAGGCGGUAUGUACCGCGAAGAAUCAGAAAAAGCCAUGGGACCUGAUGUGUCCCGAUUUCAAAGCUCAAGGCGGUAUGGGAUGAUAGCGAGAGGUCCCGACAAGAAAUCCAAAAAAAAAAAAAAAAAAAAAAA
This is a messenger RNA of Daldinia caldariorum, 2381 nucleotides long. RefSeq lists its product as uncharacterized. The record is from RefSeq and is a predicted model, not a curated record. Bases 641 to 2332 code for a protein of 563 amino acids. Lineage: Eukaryota; Fungi; Ascomycota; Sordariomycetes; Xylariales; Hypoxylaceae. The transcript is spliced from 2 exons.